AUGAACCUGUUCCAUUACCUGCCCUGGUGGCUGCAGCCGGCGCCCAUCCUCGUCAGCGGCCUGCUGUUCUUCGCGGCCGCGCUGCUGAUCGACAGCGAGGAGCCGACCCUCAAGGCCGCCGUCAUCGCCGCCGGCCCCGUCGCCCUGUACUACGCCAUCGCCCUGUUCGUGCUGCCCUCCCAGUUUGCGAAGUUCGCGGUGAACUAUAUGCGCAAGCACCCGGAGCUGGAGGGCCAGGCCGCCACGGGCGCCCGCGCGUCGCGAGACGCAGCCGAGUGA
Molecule: messenger RNA, 279 nt
Organism: Monoraphidium neglectum
Lineage: Eukaryota; Viridiplantae; Chlorophyta; Chlorophyceae; Sphaeropleales; Selenastraceae
Exons: 2
Coding region: 1-279 (92 amino acids)
Source: RefSeq, a predicted model, not a curated record